Molecule: messenger RNA, 1726 nt
Organism: Babjeviella inositovora NRRL Y-12698
Lineage: Eukaryota; Fungi; Ascomycota; Pichiomycetes; Serinales
Gene: GCV1
Product: glycine decarboxylase subunit T
Exons: 1
Coding region: 200-1405 (401 amino acids)
Biological process (GO): glycine catabolic process
Cellular component (GO): mitochondrion
Molecular function (GO): protein binding; aminomethyltransferase activity
Source: RefSeq, a predicted model, not a curated record
GGAUGACCUCCGUCAAACUUUGAAGGAUCAUCGUGGCUACCGCCAACCAAUUCGCCAAUAUAAACCAUUCUCAUCCUCUUUUUCUCGAAUCACAAGUUUUUCUAAUAUUUCCCCAGCUAGACCAAUUGCAUAUCGCUUCUACUACCGACCGACGAUCCCAUUUAUAGCAAUACCCCUUAAAGCCCCUGCACACCUCACAAUGCUCAGACACAUUUCCAAGAGACUCUACUCCUCUGCUGCCGGCCCGCUCCUCAGAACGCCAUUGUACGACAUCCACGUCGCCUUGGGCGGUAAGAUGGUGCCAUACGCCGGCUUUGAGAUGCCGGUGAUGUACAGCGGCCAGAGCCACAUCGAAUCCCAUAACUGGGUCAGAAACCAGGCUGGUCUUUUUGAUGUCUCGCACAUGUUGCAGCACAAGAUUUCGGGACCUGGUGCCACCGCUUUCUUGGAAAAGAUCACCCCUGCCGACUUGAAGACCCUCAAGCCGUUCACCAGCACCUUAUCCGUGUUGCUUAACGAAGAAGGUGGUAUUAUCGACGACAGCAUCAUCACCAAGCAUGGCCACGACGAGUUCUAUUUUGUCACCAAUGCCGGAUGCCGUGAGAAGGACGUCAAGUUCUUGCGUGACCAGAUGGAUAAGCACUUUCCAAACGCCAAGUUCGAGUACAAGAACUUUGAGGGCACCUUGUUGGCCUUGCAGGGCCCAAAGGCUGCGGCCACCUUGCAGGAAUACACCAACUUUGAUCUUUCGAAGUUGUACUUUGGCCAGUCUGCCUACUUAAACCUCUCGGGCUUCUGCUCCGACAAGGUUCACGUUGCUCGUAGUGGUUACACCGGUGAGGAUGGGUUUGAGAUUUCGAUUCCACACGCCGGCACCUGCUCCGUCGAAUUUGCGCGUGCGCUUUUGGAGGAUAACAAGGAGGUUGUCAAGCCAAUUGGGUUGGCCGCCCGUGACUCCCUUAGAUUGGAGGCUGGUAUGUGUCUCUACGGCUACGAGCUCAGCGAACAAACCACCCCAAUCGAGGCCGCCUUGGCCUGGUUGGUGCCAAAGUCCAGACGUCUCGAGUACAAGGAAGGGGACCUUGCCGCGUUCAAUGGCCAUGCUACCAUUUUGGGCCAAUUGAAGGACAGAACCUUGGUCAAACAGCAGAGAGUUGGCUUGGUGUCCAAGGGUCCAUCUCCAAGAGAGGGUUCCAAGAUCUUUGACGCUUCCGGUGAAAAGGUUAUCGGUACCAUCACCUCCGGUUCCCCAUCCCCAACCAAUGGGGGUAACGUCGCUCAAGGCUACGUCGACAGAGGCGCUCACAAGAACGGCACCCCAGUCAAGAUUGAAAUCAGAGGAAAAUUGAGAGAUGGUGUCAUUGCCAAGAUGCCAUUUGUCGAGCCUCACUACUACAAGGAAUAAGUGUUUUAAAUUGGUAUGAUAAACGAUGUGAUAAGUAUUUCUGGAGAUGGGAAAAAGCAAUGAGUUGAGGGUAUUUUGGUAUACCGGGAGCUGCAGAAUUAUCCUACCUCAGUAGAGACAUUGAAAAUAAUGUUUUCCGUACAUCCCUAAUUUAUUAUAAUAGUGGUCAAUUCUAUUCAACGAUCAAAGAACCCUACGUUUCGUAAUUGCCUGAUGGGGCGGGGCCCUAGAAAUAUAUUCUACUCCGACCUAACAGCAUCAUCGUAGAGAUUUCUUACCAGUCUAGAAUAAUAAACCGCUUAUCCCGCUUAUCCCGCUUAU